AUGUCUGAGCAUACCACUCGCAAAUACGGCGACCUGGAGUCCAGGGGUGCCGAGGCCACUGGGCGUCAAGCAAUUAGCACAGGCCUUUUCAACUCGAGGACUGGAGCUGCCGGAGGCGAUGUUAACGGUGGAGAUGGUGGAAAAAUCUCCAUCGCAAAAGAACACAACUUUGUUGAGACCGCAAACAUCAAUGUCUCCGGAGGCAACGCUCAUCAGACUGGGUAUCACGCCAGAGGUUUCCACCAUAGCCCUCCAUUCUGGAUUACGGAUAAUAAUUGUGCUAAAGUGCGUGGCAGGACGGAAAGGAAGGUGAUUGGAUUGUCCAAUGAAGGAUACGGGAUUUAUAGAGCUGCUUCUCUCUUUGACCAAUGUUAUGGAAGUCAUGAGGCAAUUGCAUAUAAGCUUUGUAGUAAGCUCACAAUUGUGCUAGGCGGGGCUGAGCUGACACUCCACUUCUCCGUCUGCGGCAGGACAGACAGUCUCUCCCCCAUCUCAAGAUGUGACUUCCUGUCAGCUGUCGUCAUCAACAUCGGGGAUCUACUAACCCCGAAGUUUAAGCUGCCUGAUUCUACUAUCAUUUACGACAGUGUGGCUAAGCUGACACCUCUUGGUCGUCCUUCGCUUUUCGGACAAGAUUCACUCACUUUCAUGAUUUCUUCUCCCAAAUUUUUAAGGUCAAAGGCUUGCAACCACGAACAAGCAUAA
Molecule: messenger RNA, 705 nt
Organism: Aspergillus niger
Lineage: Eukaryota; Fungi; Ascomycota; Eurotiomycetes; Eurotiales; Aspergillaceae
Exons: 4
Coding region: 1-705 (234 amino acids)
Source: RefSeq, a predicted model, not a curated record